Messenger RNA from Drosophila obscura, 1859 nucleotides. RefSeq lists its product as uncharacterized. Gene Ontology annotation, cellular component: nucleus. The record is from RefSeq and is a predicted model, not a curated record. NCBI's taxonomy places the organism in Eukaryota, Metazoa, Arthropoda, Insecta, Diptera, Drosophilidae. Gene Ontology annotation, molecular function: protein binding. The coding region runs from base 144 to 1550 and encodes 468 amino acids. The transcript is spliced from 4 exons.
UCAACGGCCACACUAAUCUAAAUAUAAAAAUAGUUCUAUGUGCAAAAAAAAAAUCUAAAAUUGGUUAAAUAUAACGAGUUUUAGACAAUUAAAUAAACAUUCUGCUAAGCAAAAGGUGCGCGUUCGACUACCCAUUCCCAACAAUGUCCAAGUCCAGCGCAGCACGUUGGGUGAAGUUCUUCAAUGCCGCUGGUAUACCAUCGCCAGCGGCUGCCAAUUAUGCACACAUGUUCGUGGAGAACCGGAUCCAGGAGGACAUGCUUCUGGACCUGAAUAAGGAGUACUUGCGUGAAAUGGGGAUCACGUUGAUGGGUGAUAUAAUAGCCAUACUGCGGCAUUCGAAGAGUGUAUACGAGCAGAAUGCCCGUGAUUUGGUUCUCACCGAUCCACUACCACUGGCCUGUGUGACUCCCUCCCCCGUUGUCAAGUCGGUGGCUGCUACAGUGUCGACUGGGUCAAAGUCGAAGGCGUCGCCACCCAGAAAGCCGGCGAGACGGGUCCUGCCCGAGCAUGAGGGGAAGUAUAAGGUUACACUGCCCUCAGGCACCACCGAGCGCAGCAAACAGAUUCUGGCCAAGCGGGAGAAAUUGUAUUCAGAUCGCGUGAGCAGCUCGAAGAAGUCGGACAUCUUUUCACGCCUGCACAAGCCGGCCGUAAGCGACGAUGAGGCCCAGGAAGGCAUUGUGUCCAGCUCGGGCGAAAGCAGCGUCCGAGUGCACAUCACAGGAAUAAAAAAAACAGCAGAUACCUGCAGCAACAGUUCGGUCUUUGCGCGCCUCGGCGGAAAGCACACAUUUGAUUCAGCCCAGGCCUCGGGAACGUUGACCAGGGAAAUCAAAUCGAUUUUGAAGAACACACAACGCACCGUCGGAGCAGGAGGAGUGAUUAGGAAUUCGCCCAUAGUCAAGGCGAAGAAAAUUGCUUCGACUGCUGUGCAGCAGCCGCAGCAGAAGGUGAUGCUCGUCCACAAGGUGCCACUGAAGAAGUGUGACGACAGUGAGGACGACAGCAUGGAUAGUGGCGAUAACGAUGUUCAAGAGGCAUACGAUUCCAGCGAUGGGAGUGAUGUCGAGAUGACAGGUGGUGAAAAGAUUGUAAAAUUCGCCUCGACUGCGGAGGUUAGGGAAAUCGCCCCACAGUCUGCUUACAAAGCACGGCACGGCAAAAACCUGGCCAACAAUAUCAAAUCGCGUUUAGGAAUGGUGUCCAAGCUUCAUGCCACAAAGAAGACGUACAAUCUGAAGGCGUCACCCUCGAAGAAACCACAGGCUCGCAUCAGUCCCGUCAAGGGCAAGACCAUACGCAUGCGCAGCGAUGAGCUGAUGACCCGCCAGGAAACAGUGUCGGUGCACAAGAGAUUAGGCAGUGGCCCUCCCCCAGUCCCUGCCAAAAUGGCUCCUCCUCCGCCCACUUACCGUCAGCCGCGACCAGAGCCGCAGAAGUACGUGCCCCCACGUCGUCACAACAGCAUGAAUGCGGGCCGCAACAAGCCACGCGGCGCCUCUAGCUCUUCUGUCUUUGAUCGCUUGGGCUUCAAUAACUCUAUGUAAAACUUUGUAUGUCCGCCGACGAAAUGUGUAAGUGUGUAAGCCUUUAGUUAACCAGUAAAAGUUUAAAAAGAAAUAUUCAUUUGUUCAUCAUAUAAAAAAACAUAAUUAGCCAAAACAUUAGUAUUGUUUGGUAACUGGAUCGGACUCCCCAAAAGGAGCUAUAAAGUCUGGUUAGGAAUUGUUCUCUUUCCGUUGUUCAGACCUUCUGUCGCUGCUGAUUUGCCCUUCCAAAACAAAAACAAACAACAUCAUUAAGUUACGAUAUACAAUUUAUUAGUUAUGUUAAAUAUAUGUAGCUGUUAUAUACAA